This is a messenger RNA of Cyprinus carpio (common carp), 1638 nucleotides long. RefSeq names its product myelin-oligodendrocyte glycoprotein-like. Bases 88 to 615 code for a protein of 175 amino acids. The record is from RefSeq and is a predicted model, not a curated record. Lineage: Eukaryota; Metazoa; Chordata; Actinopteri; Cypriniformes; Cyprinidae. The transcript is spliced from 4 exons.
AGGGGAGCAUAGUACCUGGUCACACUUAAAUCAGUCAGAGUACCCAUGCCCCUGGAAUUCGAUCUGUUUGUUUCACAGGUUGCGUAAAUGCUGUUAUUGACAUGCUUGUGCAAUGACCACCCUGUCGUUAAAGUUAAUGCUAUGGUUGGAGAAGCAGCAGCUCUUCCCUGCAUGUGUCCUCCUGACAGUCCUCCAUAUCUGGUCUGGCAGAAGACCAUCGCUGAUCAGGCACUUGUGGUUAAUUACUAUAAAGAUGACGACCAAGAAGAGAACCAAAUGGCACUCGAGUACAGGAACAGAACAGAGCUGAGGCUGACAGGAAACUGUUCUCUUGUGAUUCAUAGUGUGUGUUCAUCAGACCAAGGACUGUACACCUGUUACUAUAAGAGUAAACCUUUAAGGCAUGAAACAAUCUAUCUGGAGGUCACAGCAAAACAAGUACAAGAAAAAGAGUCAGAUGAACCUCAGAGCGUCUGGAGCACCAUUGUGAUGUCUUCAGUCUGCGGGUUUCUCGUCAUUUUGAUCACAAUUGCUGCAGCAUAUGUGAUAAUUACUUGCAGAAAUAGACAUCAGAUAAGAAGAACAUCCAUUGCAACAUCAAUGAGGAGCAUUUAACAGCUGUCAUUAAUAUAGUGAUCUUUAUCACUGUUUUUAGUGGCUUUUCAUGGAUGGUAGAAAAUGCAACAAACAAAACCAUCAAUAAUGUGCUCAAUCAGACUAUACUCAAAUACAAUGUUUAGUUUUCUCAAAAUCCCUGGAUCUGUCCAAAGUCUGCUGGAUUAUGUGUUUUAUUUCCUAUGGCAGAUUUUUGCUGAUAAAUAAACUGAUAUUUUGGUGCAGGUUAACAGAAAAAUUAUACAAAUUAUUAAUUUAUUUCUACUACUGACAUUUGUAAUAAUACAAAGCUGGUUGAAAAUUGGUGUAAAUGCAACUGUGAAUUGCCAACCAAUGGCUAUCAGCCAUCCAAAACACCCCAGCAAACCACAUAGCACCCAUCCUGAACACCCUAGUAAGUACAUGUAACAUUCUAAUCACAAAAAAAAACGUUCUUAGAAUAUUAAAAAUAAGCAUUCAAAUAACAUAUUAUGGGUGAAAAUAAAGUUAUUAAAACUUUGUAAGAAACGCCUCUGUGACCUUUAACAUCAUAACCGUGAUAAGAAAACUUUUUUUUCAAUGUUUUAGAAGCAUUCCAAAACUGGAAUGUUCCUACAGCAUUUGUAUAACUUAUAACAAUUUUUAUUGCAGAUCCUCAAAAUAACAAUUUUAUCUUUGGUGUCAUUUUACAUUUGGUCACUUCAUGCAUGUAGAUUAAUCAGAGCAUGAAAAGAUUCCAUUGCACUGAUACUGACCACAUUCUCUGUAGAAUGUAUAUAGAUAUUCACUUAAUGUUUUUGCUUUCUAAUAUUUGCUUUGGUUCUGACCAGACUGUUGGAUUCACUGUAACACUUCCAGUGUGUGUGUGUGUUUGCUUUCACAGGGCAUUAGUAAAUGUAGUCAAACAGCAGGAAUCCACCACUGACCCAGAUAUCUAUGUGGGUUGUGUAACAUGUCUCGCAUUCCUGCAUUUAUUGCUUUUAAAGCAGUUUUUUGACAAAGAUGUUGAUUUCUUUCUUUCUUUUUUUCUUUCUUUCUUUCUUU